GGCAGACAGACAGACGGACUCCUGGGGUCUGCCGGCAGUCACAAUGUCCAGAGGGCCUCUCUUUCUCUGGCUGCUGACUACGCUGUGGAGGCUUUAUCUGACUCCCGCUGCAGCAGAGACUGUCGUGACAGCACUUCUGGGUCAGCCGGCCACUCUGCCCUGUAUUUACCCAUCGUGGUCCGUCAACAGCAACAGCAUGUGCUGGGGCAAAGGCCCGUGUCCCAACUCCAGAUGCACCGAGGAGCUCCUCCACACUGACGGGGCACGGGUGCUCUCAAGGAGGUCAAUGAAGUAUGACAUUUGGGGGGACAUCAGCAGAGGCGAUGUCUCCUUGACCAUCUUCAAUACUAAGGAAGGUGACAGCGCUGUGUACUGCUGCCGCAUAGAGGUGCCUGGCUGGUUUAAUGACAUCAAGAGGAACAUUCGCCUGCAGCUACAGAAAGCCUCAACGACCACCAGUCGCCCGACUACCACCACCACCAUCACCACCACCACCACCACCACCACCACCACCACCGCUGCCAUGACAACCACCACAGCCAUGCCUUCAACAACAGUCCUGACUACCCCUGACCUCCCAGCCACAACAUUGCUUCAGACAAAACCCACCACCGCCCUCACAGUGGCGACGACCACAUGCCCCCUGGCGGUGCCAAGCACCCUUCCUGAGGCAACCAAAAGUCUCCCGACCACUGAGCCUGGCACAGAAGAGCCCUCGCUCACUGCAGAAUCAGAAACUUCCUUUCUCCCUAAGGUGACUUCUGGAGACACAGCCGGAGAGUCCAAAGGCUGGGUUCUCCGGUCAACAUCACAGGCAUUGACAUCAAAAAGGACAGACCCAGGGUUUUCUUCUCAGCCAAAGGGCUCUGAGACGACAACCCUUGGGCAAAUUAAAGUUGAAAAAAACCCGAUACACCAGCUGGGCAGCUCCCUUCUGCUGAAGAUCAUUGGUUCCUCCCUGGCCUUUGUGCUGUGUGCAUGCACAUUGAUUGUGGUGUUUUACCAUCGAGAGAAAGUCAUGAAAACCAAUUGCUUCCACAAACACACCAGGGUUGGAGAGAUGUGACGUUAGAGGUGAAAAAGAGGUGGGGAUUCAGCUCACAUUCAAAAGGCACAUGCAAAGACAGGUUGCAUUAAUAGAAGUAUGACGUGCAAAAGAAAGAAGGUGAUGCAUCACUCCGUGCUAGAAGUUCUUCAUUCAGCUCUGGGCAACUUACUUUAAAAGGACAUUGUUACACUAGAGUUCAUAGAAAGGAGAGUCGGCAGUAUGAAAAAUGAAAAAAGCACAUAGAAUAUCAUUCCUGGAAUAUAUGGUUUCCUCUGCCAAAUUAGAUCAUAGGAGCAUUUUAAAAAAUAGUCUGACAAGUCUCUAGAAAAGGAUUUUGGA
Messenger RNA from Artibeus jamaicensis (Jamaican fruit-eating bat), 1387 nucleotides. It is a transcript of the gene TIMD4, whose product is annotated as T cell immunoglobulin and mucin domain containing 4. The transcript is spliced from 9 exons. The record is from RefSeq and is a predicted model, not a curated record. NCBI's taxonomy places the organism in Eukaryota, Metazoa, Chordata, Mammalia, Chiroptera, Phyllostomidae. Bases 44 to 1066 code for a protein of 340 amino acids.